CAGAUUACAAUAAAUAAUACCAGCUACGGUAAAGGAGAGCGGGAUGGACCAGUUUGUCCAGUUCACUGUCUCAGGUGUUGAGCUGUCUGCAGGUAUUUCUGCACUGUCAGUGAAGACAUCGGCUGCGACUGGACGCCCAACUCAGAGCUCAGAUGCCGUCAUGUCCUCCACAAUGGUCAUCCGUCAGCCUCAGCCUGUGAUGGUGGUCCAGGACUCGGAUGAGUGGGGAACAGGGAUCUGCCAGUGCUUAGAAGACGUGCCUGAGUGUUGUUUUGCUUUCUGGUGCUUGCCCUGCUUCGCCUGUAUUACUACUAAGAAGUACGGCCAGUGUCUCUGUCUCCCCCUGCUGGACAUGAUCAGUGGCAUCCCUCCCGUCGCCAUGUCCAUGAGGGUCUCCAUGAGGCAGCGCUACGGCAUCCGAGGCACCAUGUGCACGGACUGCCUGUACUCCACCUACUGUUACUCCUGCAGCUGGUGUCAGAUGUCCAGAGAGAUGAAGAGAAGAAACAUCCCAAUCGUUCUCGUCGGCGCCAAGAACACGUGACCUCAUCCUCGUUCGGCAUCAUCUCAGAAAUGUUACCCGUCUCAAUAAAAACCCGCUCCAGCUGGUACCAACAAGUGAGAUCUACACAGAGAAAAAACUGCUCACAUCUCUGACUGACCUUGAUUGUGUACCUGAAACAAUAACUCUUUGAGGUUCUUUUUUCUGCUGUUUGUGCUUUUUACUUCAGAAAAUAAUCACUGCCUUAUAAACACCCAAUGAGCAUUUAUUAACAAAUCAGUUUUCCAGCCAGUCUCUGUUUGUAGUUUAUGGUGCAUGUUUUCUUACUUUAAAUGGACUUUAAUCACACGUACGUCAUACAUUUAUUAUAACCUGCUUCAUAAAUGUAUAGAAAAGAAACUCAGCUUAAUUCAUUACAUGGAAACAUGAUAUAGCAAUUUAAUGAUUUGGAAAUUUUUUCAUAAACUUUUAAUAAAUAUAUAUAUAUAUAUAUUUUAGCUUGUGUCUGCUGAUGUCACAUUUAACAUGUUAACUUUCUGUAAUUAUUGAUUGAUUGUCAAUAAAAUGAGCUAAAUGAAUAUACUGUAGCCUGCUGUUAUUUCCUUGUAUACAAAGAAAUAACAGCCGGCCACAGUACAGGUAUACAGUAUACCUAUGCACAAGUUUUCAAAAGAAAACAAGCAGUGACCUUUAGACACUGAUGUAAUGCCUGACUCCUCCACUCGAGGGAGCCACACACCUCACGGUGAAUCCAUGAGGCCAUGCGAGGUCACAGAGCAUCAGACCGAUGAGGACAGAUGUGAGGAAGAUGAAGACACUGGGACGCCUGCUGCUGAUUGACCUCGUGACCUCGACCUUGUUGACGCGGUCUCCUGGAGAACUCUGUGCAGUUUGGUACUAAAUAAAUGUAAAAUAGAAACUUUCAUUUCCAGUCAAUUAAUUCAAAUGAAUUGUUGGCGUAAGCUGAUGUUGUUUUAUCAGUGCAGAAAGGUGUGAAGUGUGUCUACAGUCAAGUAUACAAAUCAAGAUAU
Scatophagus argus is the source of this 1533-nucleotide messenger RNA. Its product is annotated as cornifelin homolog B-like. Lineage: Eukaryota; Metazoa; Chordata; Actinopteri; Scatophagidae. The record is from RefSeq and is a predicted model, not a curated record. The transcript is spliced from 4 exons. The coding region runs from base 44 to 544 and encodes 166 amino acids.